CGUGGCCAGACAGCGCAGAUGCUCAGUUUCUUCAGCGCAGUUUAUUCUCCGUCUCCGCAGCUGUUCAAGUGUCUAUACCUGCUUACACUUGCAUGCAGCAUUAAAUGCACCGUUUUUAAGCGUUCCUGCUUUUCUGCAGACUGCAUAUCAAAUCUCAGUCGAUGUCGUCUGCUCCAGGGUGGUGGACCAUGGGCUUGUUCUUCGGUGCUGAAAAAAAGACAACAAAGCAGUAACACCAUCAUCAUUGUGUCUUGGAUAAAUCUGGAUUUCCCACUUGGAUACACUGAAGCCUGAGACAAUAACAGAUUCAUUGUUUGAUGUAAAUCACAUGAUGCCUCCAUCAAGGCCAUAUAGCCAAUCCAUAAGGGCUCCUCUGCCCUUUAGAGCUUAUACUGGUUCCAGUGUCUUCUGUACAGCAGAAAAUGUCACAGAGUGCAUGCAAUUCAUCGAUAAGGAGCUAUCAUCUCUGGGUUUGCCAUCGAUCUUCUAUGACUCAAAUAGAAAUCAAGAACUUGAUAUCAUUCUGACUCUAAAUAACAUGUAUGAUCUUCUGCAGCUCCAUCACUUUGCUUUGGAAAAUGUGGAUGAACAUGAAAUGGCUCGGCUUAAGGACCAGCUUGAACUUUCCAAGAAAGAAAAUGGCAAAUUAUGUCAACGAGAACAGCAGUUAGAAAAUAAUAUAAAGGCUUUACAAAGAUGUUUGAAAAAUGAAAAAAAGGAGGUUCAAAAGCUUCAGAACAUCAUUGCAAGCCGUGCCACACAGUACAACCACAGUAUGAAGAGGAAAGAAAGAGAGUUCAGCAGGCUUAAAGAGCACCUCAAUCAGUUACUUACUGACAAGAAGGACAUGAAACAGAGGAUGGAGAUGUUGAAUUAUGUUGAGAGGUCUGAUGACAGUCAGAGGAGAACUGGAAGAACAGAUGCAAGUCAUGAAAGUGAAGUGUGCAGGACUCUUCUGAACGAGUUUGAUAAACGCCAGCGGGAGCUGAUGCUGGAAAAUUUUGAGUUGAAAAAAGUGCUCCAGCAGAUGAAACAGGAAAUGGUGGUCAUGUUAAGUCCAAAGAACUACAUCCAAAGACAGGAGAAAUACUCUGAAUUUACAGAUCAGCAAUUAGCUGAUGAAGAAGAGACUUCAUUUAAUGGGACUUUAGAGAUGUCAUGUGAGCGUGCUCGUGAGAAGCUGACCAACAGCAUUCGGCAGCAGUGGAGAAAACUGAAACAUCAUAUGGAAAGCCUUGAUAACAAAGCAUUUGUUUUGCAGUUAGGAAAGGGGGUCAGUGAGGAGAUGAUUUCUAAGCAGGUCCAUCAGGAAGAAACAGAGAAACUCAAAAUGGAGAUCCAGCAAUGCAUGGACUUUAUUCAAACUCAGCAGCAGCUCCUGCAGCAACAGCUAAACACUCAGUGUGAUGAGGAGACUGCAGCUGUCCUGAAUGACUGUUACAUGUUGGAAGAGAAGGAACGCUUGAAAGAGGAAUGGAGGACUUUUGAGGAGCAGAGGAAGACCUUUGAAAUGGAGAGGAGGAGUUUCACAGAGGCAGCCAUUAGAUUGGGGCAUGAGAGGAAAAUGUUCGAGGAAGAUCGUGCAACCUGGCUAAAACAUCAAUUUUUGAACAUGACGUUCACUGAACAUAUGAGAUCACAUAAUGUCAUAUCAGAAUAUUCUGGUCAAGAACAGAAACACAUAUCGGCUCCCAAAACACCACUCUAGCACUGUGAAUAAAAGGCUAGUGAGGUCAUCCUGUGGGAUGUACAGACUGCACAGAAGAAUGAACAAGAGCGUACAUAUAGAGCGAUUAUAGGGUGUUAUUUAUCGGAUUUGUGCGGCACUGGCAAAGAUGGCUUACGAUUUGCAUAAAGUGUCAUGCUUUGCUAUGGUUUUGGUAAGGUAUGAUUUUUGAUGCAGUAUCAUAAGAGAAGCUGCAUAAACAAACUUGUUCAUUUACUGUUUUCAAUGCACCACAGUUCUACAUCAUAAAAGAAAUAGUUUGCAUUUAAGUGAUUUGGUCACAUUGUACAACAUGUGCAUUUAAUGCUUAAGUACCAAGCAGUAACUUGCGUAUCUUGUUCAGUGCAUACUGUUUACAUGUUAUUAACUGACUAUUAAUAUAAUUUUACAGGCUCUUUGAUGGCUAGGAACUGCCAUAUGAAACAGUAAGAGAGAGACACUGCUGUAAGCAUAUAUCACUUAAAAUCACUCAUUUUCCUGUUGUAUCAUUAAUAGGUAUUAUUUUGCGAUAUAAGUUUCAGAAUUCACAAAAUUUAAUUAUUUAAGCUUUAAACUAAUUCAUAUUUUUGUGUGUUUAAGGUGUAUUUUAAUGUCUAUAGUUAUCUCUAUAUUUAUUAGCUGGAAUUUCACUGAUAUUAAGUUCCUUGAAAAGUCUAGAGUGCAGUUCCAAUGAAAAGUUUAAGAAAUAAUAAAGAAUGUGGAUA
Molecule: messenger RNA, 2430 nt
Organism: Hemibagrus wyckioides
Lineage: Eukaryota; Metazoa; Chordata; Actinopteri; Siluriformes; Bagridae
Product: afadin- and alpha-actinin-binding protein-like
Exons: 13
Coding region: 329-1708 (459 amino acids)
Source: RefSeq, a predicted model, not a curated record